AUGUUCACGUUAAAAUUUCUUCCUCUACUGGGACUGCUGGCCACCUGCUUGGUGGCCACAGCACCAUCCGAAAAACCGGAAUCAUUCCUCCUGGGCAGCACGGUGACACAUUUUGGCCAGUUCCCUGCCGUAGCACACAUCGUAACGCCGGAUCACAGCAUCUGCGGUGCGGCCGUGAUCGACGAUCGUCAUGUGGUCACGCUGGCUCAGUGUGCCCUAAACAGUACGCAUCGUCUGCACAACCCCCGGCUGAUACGUGUCAACACCGGUGACAUCAGUUUGAUGCCGGUUGGAGCUUCACGCCAAACCAGCCUGGGAGCCGUCAUCUACGUGCACGAGAACUACAAACCGCAUACGCUGGAGAAUGACAUCGCCGUCAUCCGGGUCCAGCAUCCGUUUCAAUUUCCCAGCAACGAGGUGGAACCGGCACGGCGUCGAACUCGAAUCGUCGCGAACGGUGCAGUCUGUCAGCUAGCCGGCUGGGGUGUAACCGCGGCUGACGCUCCGCUUGUUGACGUUCAGCAGCGGUUCAUUCCGGUGACGGUGAACGAUCGCGAUGCGUGCAGCAACAUCCGGCGGGGAAUGCGCACGUUCGAAAGUAUGAUUUGCGCCGGCAAUAUGGUGGUUGCCCAAACGGGACCAGCGCCCUGCCCCGGAAGUAUCGGAUCGGGGCUGUACUGCGAGGGUGACCUGACCGGACUGCUGUCGUUUGGAAUGAACUGCGGUGUGGCGAACAAUCCUCCCACCUUUACGCAGAUUCGGUUUUUUAGUCCGUGGAUUAAUCAGACGCUAAACAGGACUGAUUUUCCACACAUCGGGUGGUCGCCAUUAGAUUCUUAA
Molecule: messenger RNA, 840 nt
Organism: Sabethes cyaneus
Lineage: Eukaryota; Metazoa; Arthropoda; Insecta; Diptera; Culicidae
Product: trypsin beta-like
Exons: 2
Coding region: 1-840 (279 amino acids)
Biological process (GO): proteolysis
Molecular function (GO): serine-type endopeptidase activity
Source: RefSeq, a predicted model, not a curated record